AUGGACACCACCGCGGACCCGUGGGACUCGGAACACCAGCUCAUUUCCUCGCUGGCGAAGCUGCAGGAGAUGGAGGCUACGAUCCACACCCUCCGCACCCUCCUCCCAGACCGAGUCUCAGGACCAGGAAGCUCAGGACCCAUCCCCGCAACCCCCCAAAUCCUCUACGCCCAACUAUCCGCGACGACCCGCGCCGGUGUCGCCGAAGUAAAAGCCUUCCAGGACCGGUGGCGCGGGCCGGAGCUCGCGGCGGUAUGGGAGCACGUGAAUCGGCGCAUUGCGGAGAAUGAGGGCGUGUUGGUGCAGACCACGGGCGUUUGGGAGAGGGAUUAUCGGGCUUUGGUGCCGGAUGGGCAGAUGCGGGGGGUGGGUUGGAUGGAGUUUUUGAAGAGGGGGAGGGAGGGCGUGAGGGUUAGGAUUAUUGAUGGUAAAGAUGGGAAUGGAGAAGCAGUCGUGGUGAGAUUAGUCAAGGCCGGGUUGGGAGUCAGGGUUUCUCUUUCUCUUUCUCCGGGGAUCUCUACAUCCAGUGCUCCAUCCGCCUCGACCUCCACCUCUACAACUAAUGGUUUUGGAUCUGCAUCUGCAUCUGCAUUUGGAUUCGAUGGCGACGGAACCAUCGGGAACGGGAAUAUCGACACCCACACCGACACAACCACAACCACAACCACCGACAUCGAAUGGCGGGUCGAAAGACUCGAAACCAGAGGCCUCCCCGAGACGAAACUCGAUGCCGCCGUCCUGAGAUCGCUGAAUCAGCGGGAGAGGAAGUGGGAUUUGGCAUUUUUGUUGGAAAUGAUCUCCUCCUACGCCAACAUCAAAACCACCCCGUGCGUGAAGUGCGGGAAGAUGAUGGAUUCCGCGGCGAGUUUGCCUACUGUGAGGAGGGUGAGGGAGGGUGAUGAGCCGGGUGGACUGCAGAGUGGACUGCAAGAGAUGGGGACAGGGUCGGGGACAGGGUCGGAGCUGGCUUGGGAGGCGGUUCAUGGGGGGUGUGUUUAG
Molecule: messenger RNA, 999 nt
Organism: Aspergillus heteromorphus CBS 117.55
Lineage: Eukaryota; Fungi; Ascomycota; Eurotiomycetes; Eurotiales; Aspergillaceae
Product: RNA polymerase II mediator complex subunit MED27 domain-containing protein
Exons: 5
Coding region: 1-999 (332 amino acids)
Cellular component (GO): mediator complex
Source: RefSeq, a predicted model, not a curated record